Messenger RNA from Ilex paraguariensis (yerba mate), 4061 nucleotides. NCBI's taxonomy places the organism in Eukaryota, Viridiplantae, Streptophyta, Magnoliopsida, Aquifoliales, Aquifoliaceae. The record is from the annotation of a GenBank genome assembly.
AUGUUUUUCCGUGUGCCUCAAUUGGCCUCAGGCGAGGUGACUUCACCGAGACAUAGUUUACUGUAUCAUAAAACAAUCAAAGCUAAGCUUCAUAAGAUCUACUUGAAAACCCAUCAUUUUGCUAGGUUCUUGCUAUUCAGACAGUACUUAAAAGAUGAUGAUGAUUUACGACUUGUCUUUAAUGCUUAUAAGGUUGCAUUCAGGUUUCUUGAUGCUGUUGGACAAAGUGACAGCAAGCUGGCACAAGGGACUAGAGAAGCAAGCUCUGAAGAUGAGCUUUUGGAAGAGGUUGGGAGAGCAGCUUUGGAAGGUGAGCUCUCGGAUGAAGCCAGAGAAGCUAGCUUUAACAUUCACCCAGAUAAACUUGCAUCUGUCGUCCGUAACCAUGAAAUCAAGUCCUUGAGAUUACUCAGAGGAGUUGAAGAGCUUGCAAGCAGAGUAAAAGUCUCGUUGAAUGAAGGAGUCAAAACAAGUGAUGUGAGCAUCAGGCAGAAGAUAUAUGGCUUUAACAAAUAUACUGAGAAACCUUCUAGAAGUUUUUGGAUGUUUGUGUGGGUUGCUUUGCAGGAUUUAACUCUUGUUAUCCUCAUGGUUUGUGCUGUGGUUUCAAUAGGUGUGGGACUUGCCACUGAAGGAUGGCCAAACGGCAUGUAUGAUGGGUUGGGAAUCGUAAUUAGUAUAUUCUUAAUAGUCAUUGUUACAGCAGUCAGUGACUACAAGCAAUCCUUGCAAUUUAAGGACUUGGAUAAGGAGAAGAAGAAGAUAUUUAUUCAGGUCACUAGGGAUAAACAUAGACAAAAGAUCUCCAUAUACGACCUGGUCAUCGGAGAUGUUGUUCAUUUAGCCACAGGAGACAAAGUUCCAGCUGAUGGGAUAUUUAUAUCAGGAUACAGCUUGUCGGUGGACGAGUCAAGUUUGUCAGGCGAGAGUGAGCCAGUAAAUAUAGAUGAAAAAAAACCUUUUCUUCUCACAGGAACCACAGUGCAAAAUGGAUCAGGUAAGAUGCUGGUAACGGCUGUUGGUAUGAGAACGGAAUGGGGUAAGUUGACGGAGACUCUAAAUGAGGGUGGAGAAGACGAAACGCCACUGCAGGUGAAGCUGAAUGGUGUUGCUACAAUCAUCGGUAAGAUUGGAUUGGGUUUUGCUGUGCUGACAUUUGUUGUGCUGACAGUAAGAUUCUUGGUGGAGAAAGCACUUCACCAUAAGUUUACAGAUUGGUCUUCCAGUGAUGCCCUGAAACUUUUGAACUACUUUGCUACUGCAGUAACUAUAAUUGUUGUUGCAGUUCCAGAGGGACUACCACUGGCAGUUACACUGAGCCUCGCUUUUGCAAUGAAAAAAAUGAUGAAUGAGAAGGCACUCGUAAGGCAUCUCUCUGCAUGUGAGACAAUGGGUUCUGCUACUUGCAUUUGCACGGAUAAGACAGGGACACUGACGACAAACCAUAUGGUUGUUGAUAAGUUCUGGAUAUGUGGGAAGUCUAAAAGGGUAAAAGGUGGGGAGCGUGGAGAUAUAUUGAAUUCAGAAACAUCAGAAAAGUUUAUAAACAUCCUCUUCCAAGCAAUAUUUCAAAAUACAAGUUCUGAGGUGGUCACAGAUAAAGAUGGAAAGAAAUCCAUUUUGGGAACAGCAACGGAGUCAGCAUUGCUAGAAUAUGGCUUGCUUCUGGGUGGUGAUUUUGAUGCUCAUCACCAGGAGAAUAUUAUCCUGAAGAUUGAACCUUUCUGUUCAGACAAGAAAAAGAUGUCUGUUCUAGUGUCUCUUCCCGAAGGUGGGUUCCGAGCCUUUUGCAAAGGUGCAUCAGAGAUUAUUUUAAGAAUGUGUGACAAGGUCGUUGAUACCAAUGGGGAACCUCUACAUAUGUCAGAGGAACAAACAAAAAAUAUCAGUAAUGUCAUCGAUGGUUUUGCCUGUGAAGCUUUGAGAACCCUUUGCUUGGCCUUUAAGGAUUUUGACUACUGUCCAAAUGAUAAUAGCAUCCCUAAUAGCGGCUACACAUUGAUAGCAGUGGUUGGAAUUAAGGACCCAGUUCGUUCAGAGGUUAAGGAUGCAGUUCAAACUUGUUUAGCAGCAGGAAUUACUGUGCGUAUGGUCACUGGUGACAAUAUUAACACAGCUAAAGCCAUCGCUAAAGAAUGUGGAAUACUGACUGAAGAUGGUUUGGCCAUAGAAGGACCAGAAUUUCGCAGCAAAACGCUUGAGGACUUGAAGGAUAUAAUACCUAGAAUUAAGGUAUUAGCACGGUCUUCACCUAUGGACAAGCACACCUUGGUAACCCACCUGAAGAAUAUGUUCAAAGAAGUUGUUGCAGUUACUGGUGAUGGCACUAAUGAUGCUCUUGCUCUGCGUGAAGCAGACAUUGGACUUGCUAUGGGUAUAGCAGGAACAGAGGUUGCAAAAGAAAGCGCUGAUGUCAUUAUACUGGAUGACAAUUUUACAACCAUAGUGAAUGUAGCUAAAUGGGGACGUACUGUAUAUAUCAACAUUCAGAAGUUUGUGCAGUUCCAGUUAACUGUCAAUGUUGUCGCACUAAUGAUCAAUUUUCUUUCUGCAUGCAUCUCAGGAUCUGGACUCCUUACGGUUGUGCAGUUGCUAUGGGUCAACCUGAUUAUGGACACACUAGGUGCAUUGGCAUUGGCUACGGAACCGCCAAAUGAGGGACUGAUGGAUAGGCCUCCUGUUAGGAGAGAUGUGAGUUUUAUUACCAAGGCCAUGUGGAGAAAUAUUAUUGGUCAUAGUGUUUAUCAACUGGCUGUCCUUUUAGUUCUUAAUUACAAUGGGAAGCAACUUUUGAGACUUACAGGAUCAGAUGCUACAGCCAUUCUCAAGACUUUCAUAUUCAACGCCUUUGUCUUUUGUCAGGUGUUCAACGAAAUAAACAGCCGUGAGAUUGAGAAGAUAAACAUUCUUCGUGGUAUGUUCGAUAGCUGGAUAUUCGUAGGUGUCAUGGUUUCCACAGUAAUAUUCCAAGUAAUAAUAGUCCAGUUCCUGGGAACUUUUGCUAGCACUGUACCGUUAAGCUGGGAAAUGUGGUUACUCAGCAUUUUGAUAGGAGCAGUGAGCAUGCCUGUUGCAAUUGUUUUGAAGUGCAUCCCAGUUGAAAGAGAGAAUGCUAAGCACCAUAAUGGGUAUGAUCUACUCCCCAGUGGUCCAGAACUUGCUUGAAAAAGGGGAGAAGGCAAUACAGAAUAGGUAUUAUCAAGUUCAAAACCCUAGAAAGUUCAAAGUGAUCUGUCAAAUUUUGUCGAUGAAGGGCAGCAUAAAAGUUCUUCAAAAAAUAGGAAAAAUGAAAUUAAGAAGAAAUAAAUAAAGGUGGAGACAGAAGACAUGUAGCUAAUGCAAGAUAUAACCUUCUAAUCUCUAACAUGACCAUCUAAUCUCUAGAAUGUAGUUAGUUGCUAUUUGAAUAUUUAGGUAUUCUUCAUAGUCUCUCUCUUUUCUCACUGAUGAAACACGCCAUGAUGGAUCAUUGUAGAAAGUAUUUUUGUGGGAAGUACUUUUUUCCAAUAUUUUGUAACUAGGGAACUUCAAAGGAAAAUACUUUCUACAAUGAUCCAUGAUGGCCUGUUUGAUCUCUGAGAAAAGACAUAAACUAUGAAGAAUGACUUGAAUGUCGUGUUGGUACAAAGAAAACUCCGAUCACUAGUCUUUCUGGGUUGUUUUCUCUUCCUAUGUUGGAAUGUCAAGUUAAUGUUGUACACAGUUUUCGUUGCAUUUAACCGACAAUAUCUCAAUUUCUCAACCAGUAAAUUUGUUAGAACUUUUGUCUCCCCCUUUUUUUUGUUUUCCCUCUCAAUUCAGGAAUACUUUCCAUGCUUUCUAGAAUGUAAUUGUCUCCUCUACGGUGAGAAACUAUUGUAGUUGUCGACUGUUUUACUUUAUUUUAACCGACUUCUACACCCAUUUUUGUUCCUUAUUUGCAAUUUUAUCAGUUCAUAAUUUGUAUGUAGAGCUGGAAAAUGUGAUACAAGUGCAAUCUUUCUUGUUUCUCUUUUUGUUUUCUAGCUUUUGUAAUAGUAUAUUAUGAUACAUGAUGAUCAGUGUAUGCAGCUACUGAUGGG